AUUUCUUUCUUUUCCCACUGAAACAAACGUCAAAUACACAGCUGUCAGGUGCUUUAAGUCAGGUGACAGUCUUGAAUAUUAUUUUCUUUCCAAAAAAUUUAUUAAAAUGGCUUUACAUUCUGCUAUGAAAGGGAAAUUGAUAUCCGUGAUCGGAGACGAGGAUACUUGCGUUGGAUUUCUUUUGGGUGGAGUUGGAGAAAUCAACAAGAACCGCCACCCCAAUUUCUUGGUGGUUGAUAAAGGCACACCAGUCAGUGAAAUUGAGGAGUGCUUCAAAAGAUUUAUGAAGAGAGACGAUAUUGAUAUUAUUUUGAUUAAUCAGAAUAUUGCUGAAUUGAUUAGGCAUGUGAUUGAUGGACACACUUCACCAAUCCCUGCUGUCUUGGAAAUUCCGUCAAAGGACCAUCCAUAUGAUGCCAGCAAGGACUCCAUCCUCCGACGCGCAAAGGGAAUGUUCAAUCCUGACGAAAUGAUGUAAAUUAUUGUUAUGUAAUGUUACUUCUGUAUUAUAGGUGUAGAAAAAAUAGAAAAUUGUAAAUACAUUCCUUGUAAAAUUUAUUCACAAAACAAAAAGUCUCAAUUUUAUUGAAGUAAAAAUCACAGUGUCCAAAAUACAUACAAAACAAAUAAAGAGAUCCAAAUCCAA
Messenger RNA from Tribolium castaneum (red flour beetle), 646 nucleotides. RefSeq names its product Vacuolar H[+] ATPase 14kD subunit 1 (gene Vha14-1). Lineage: Eukaryota; Metazoa; Arthropoda; Insecta; Coleoptera; Tenebrionidae. The coding region runs from base 107 to 478 and encodes 123 amino acids. The transcript is spliced from 4 exons. The record is from RefSeq and is a predicted model, not a curated record. Gene Ontology annotation, molecular function: proton-transporting ATPase activity, rotational mechanism. Gene Ontology annotation, cellular component: proton-transporting V-type ATPase, V1 domain; membrane. Gene Ontology annotation, biological process: proton transmembrane transport.